AUGGACCGCCAACCAUACCCGUUCCUGCCUGCUAAUUCUGCUAGUCGCGAGGGAGCGCUUCCCCAGGACAGCGCCGGCGCCAGUAGCAGUGCACUUGAUCCACGCUAUGGUCCUCAGACCAUACAUAGACCCGACUUGUUCUUUCUCAACUCUCCUCCUCCUCACAUGGAUGCCAGGAACAGACCACAGUAUCCUCAGCUUCCUCUUAACUCAUCUCCUGUGAAUCAGUUGUAUCCGUAUCACCAGCAGUCUUUUCCUCGCUAUGUUCCACAACCCCAGUCAGCUCUCUACCCGACCGCGUACUCUCAGAUCCCGGGCGGCAAUCACGAUUAUAGGCAGCGCUCUGCGACCCUUCCAGAACACAUGCCCCCACCACCACCUUUGCCUCCAAAGCCCAUCGUCUACCCAUCUAUAGGGAACUCUUCAGUACGAAAUGCGUCGCCCUAUUAUUCGGCGCCUCCUUUACCUCCGUCAUUGCCACCCCCGCCUCCUUUUUCCGAGUCCGCACCAGUGCCAAAUUCUGUACCAUCUCCUGCGGAUGAUUCCAAUGAACUCGCCAUGGCACUAGCCUUGUCCCAAUCAGAGUCUGCGCAGAGAAAGAUGCUUGAAGAGCAGGAAGAGGAAGAUCUAGCUAGAGCUUUGAUGGAAUCCAUGCUUUCCACGGGAAGUGAUCUUCAAUCGUCGAGCGAUCCUUUCUUUGCAUCGCGCAACGGUCCUCCACCUAUCGUUGCUGCAACAAAACCCACAAAGUCCCCUGCGCUUUCAUCCGCGAGCUUGCCCCACUUUCCGCAGCAUGAUUCAACAUCGACUCCCGUUCCCACAUCGGAAAUCCCCUCUAAUAGUGUUGAUCCCUCUCAUUUUGGACGAUACGACAAGUGGCGUAUACCUGAGAAACCAUCGGCAAAUGAGCCGCCAUCCGAGCCUGACAAUCCCUCUUCGGGUUUCCUACAAUCUGCCAAUCCUGCCAUUGCUCCUUCUGAAUCCAGCAGAUCCCCAGCGGCAAGGCCCGUGAGUGUAUCCAGCUCGUCGUCACUUCCAUAUAUGCAACCAAGUCCUCGAGUAGCUGCAUUUGAUGGUGCAGUAAUAGAUGCGUCGAAAGAUGGCAGCGAUCGUCCCAUUCCACCAACGUACCAACCUACAGUUCAGGGAUCGUCCUCACAGGCCCACGAUGAUGCCACCGCACCACAGACCCCUCCUGAUACUGUUCUGGCUUUCGACGAUGAGGCGUAUGCUCGUCAACUGGCAGCCGAAGAAGAAGAAAUGGCCAGGCAAGAGCAGCAUGCCUACUACGAAAAGAAAAAGGCGUUGGAAACUGCAGAUGAAAAUGUGGGGCAAACCGCUCCAGCUUAUAUUUCAAAUGGCAAACAGCCCCAGCCUCGUUAUCAGUCAUUGGAAUCAUUUCGUCCAGCCACCGAACCAUAUCAGUUUCGUGAUGCUGCUCUUUCUAAUCCAUCUGAAGGUACAUAUCCAUCUUCAGAUCCUAGCGAAUCUUCCCAUUCAUCAGUUGCUUAUCCUUCCUUGGAAUCUCACCGUGACUCAGAGUCGGACUCAAUCUCUAUGACGAGCCGACAUUCUUCUGCCCGUUCUUCCGCGAGUGUGCCUACCGGACAGACUCCACCAGGCAGACGGCGGCAAUCCGUGGGUAGUAUGUCGCAACCCGAUGCAAAGUCUAAUCUUGCACACCAACAACCAGUCGCUGGGCUCUUAAAUCCCAAUCAAUUUUUGGAUCGUGAACUAUUAGUUGGCGUUACUAUUGGAUUCAAACCGCCAGCUAUAUCGACCAGACUUUUACCCAUGCAAGAUCCUAUGCCAAAUAUAAUAUCUAUUCCUUACAGCCGUUGCCCUCCCCUACAUCUUCAAGCGCCAGACUGGAGACAUCUUUUGAGGUUGAUGGCUCGAUUGAGUGGAACUCGGAUUGAACCAACUGUUGAGGCGAUGGCUGUCUCAAAGAACGACCUCAAACUGCGUACCGUUAUUCAGUUCAUAAAGCCUCAUCCUUCUUCAGCUGAGUGGCGGACCAUACUGUGGUUUACCGUGGACCAUCCAAUUCCCCCAAACGCGCCAGGAGCAUCCCGUUACAUCGCCGGGAAUCCGAAUUUAUUGCCAUGGUCUUAUUCUCUUUCUCCGCUCCCAAUGCUUUUACGUGAUGCCUCGGACACUCCAAUUUCGAAAAGCUUUACAAUUCCCGAGUCAGAAAGUGUCCCACUUCCUAAUUUACCUAUCACAUUUCCUAACCUGGCACUAUAUCUCCAAGCGGCCUUGGAUGAUUCACGGCGAUAUAGCAACGACCCAUUAAGUCUAGGCAAGCUGGGGAAAAUGGUUCAAACGUGUUAUCCUAACGUGGAGCAAGACCACUUGGAGUUUGAUGGUCCAGGGAAAUCGACCGUUGGACAUUUGUUCAAGAAGGUCAUGGGCCGGGGAAACAAAGACAAGAAAAAGACCAAAGCCACGAAUAAUGAAGAAACAUAUCAACUCGUUACACCUUUUGUGCCAGACGAAUGGGGUUGA
Messenger RNA from Psilocybe cubensis, 2508 nucleotides. RefSeq lists its product as uncharacterized. The transcript has 3 exons. The coding region runs from base 1 to 2508 and encodes 835 amino acids. Lineage: Eukaryota; Fungi; Basidiomycota; Agaricomycetes; Agaricales; Agrocybaceae. The record is from RefSeq and is a predicted model, not a curated record.